AAGCCUGGAGAAAAAAAAAGUAUUGUAGUCAGACGUAUUGUAUAAUUUACACGGUAACGUCUACAUAGACAAUUCUCAAAUGAUAAAUAUUCAAGCACAACACAAGGCCAAAUUAGGAAGUCUGUGUUUGAUGCUCAAAAAUAGGGCCUUAGAUUGAUUUUUGCAAUAAUUAUGAUGCCAGAAACCAACACAGACCAGGUCACAGAAUACAAGAAAAUGGGCAAUGAAGCUUUCAAAAAGAAACAAUACAAGAAAGCAGUUGAAAACUACAACAAAGCAUUGGAACUUGGGGUCAAAGGACAACCUGCAGCUGCUAUUUAUAGUAACUUAGCGAAUGUUCACACAAAGCUUAAAGAGUAUGAUGCAGCAUUGGAAAGUUCAAAGUUGGCCAUCGAAAUGGAUUCAAAGUGGAAGAAAGGGUAUUACUGGAAAGGUGUGUCGCACCUGUAUUUAAAGAACUUUGAAGAUGCAUCCUCAGCAUUUCAGAAUGGUUCUGUUGUUGAUGAAAAAGACAAUGAAUUUAAGGAGAAGCUAAAAGCCGUUGAAUUUUGCAAGGAGAAUGAACCUCAUUUAAAUUUUUUAGAUGUCACUGAUUGGUUAAUCGUUGCAAAAAACACCCUCUCCAAUCUACAGGCUUUAAGUACAGAGUUGCUUGCCAAGUCCUUGUGUCGGCUGACAAUGAAAACUAAACUGGGUUACAAAUUAACUCAGUGUGCCUUAAUGGAUCUACAAGGUCAGCUUAUCUUAAAAAUGGUGCCAGUGAAUGCGAUCACUCCAGCGGAUAAGAUCGUAUCUGAGAAAAUCCGGAAAGGAGAGCUUGUGAAACUUUAUGUGAUUGCCUUCGUUAAUGAAAACGAAUUACCAUCAUUAAGUAUUAUGGAAUGUCAGACUCCAUUCAGCAACUUACAGCAAACAGUUAUCAAAAUUAUGGUUGAGUAUUCUAAGAAGAAAUCUUUCAAUGAACAUUUCUUUAAAUAUUUAUGAAGCCAGUACAUCAUAAUUGAAACGUAACAAAACAAAUCUAAAUUUAUUUCAAUUUGCCAGAGAGUAUUUUUAUUUUAACUCAAUAUGAAAGAGAAUUUUAUAAGUAUGCAAUAAAUUUUGUUAGAAAGAUAAUUUAAA
Molecule: messenger RNA, 1122 nt
Organism: Anneissia japonica
Lineage: Eukaryota; Metazoa; Echinodermata; Crinoidea; Comatulida; Comatulidae
Product: heat shock protein STI1-like
Exons: 9
Coding region: 172-984 (270 amino acids)
Molecular function (GO): Hsp90 protein binding
Source: RefSeq, a predicted model, not a curated record